AUGCCGGGCAGACGACGUUCAAGCGUCUUUCGCCGGAUGUCGGUCAGCUCUCAACUGGAUGAGAUCAAGUUGGAGGUGCCAGAAAUCAACGGCGGCACUCAGAAGGCCAGCAUUACAGACUUUGACCCGUUAAAAGUCCUUGGACAAGGAGCAUAUGGUAAAGUAUUGUUGGUCAAGAAUAAGCAAACGGGACGGCUGUUUGCGCAAAAGGAGCUGAAGAAAGCUUCGAUCAGUGUCAACUCGAAAACUUACGAAAGAACGUUCUCGGAAAGAACAAUUUUGGCCUCUGUUUCGUCCCACCCAAAUAUAGUCAAACUGUUCUACGCUCUACAUGACGACGAGAAAUUGUACCUGAUGCUCGAAUACAUCCCUGGCGGGGAAUUGUUCCAGCACCUGGCGCAACGCAAGUUUCUCGACGAGAAGUGCACCUCGUUCUAUGUUGCCCAAAUGGCCCUGGCUUUGCGUCAUCUGCACAAGACAGGAACCGUGUACCGCGACCUGAAGCCGGAAAACUGUUUGCUCGACAAGGACGGGUACCUUGUUUUGACCGAUUUCGGACUGGCGAAACAGCCGCUCGACCACGACUCGGAUAACUGGUGCCACUCGAUCAUCGGAACCCCAGAAUACUGCUCCCCGGAGGUGCUCCGUGGGGAAGAAUACGGAACAAAAACAGACUGGUGGUCUUUGGGAUGUGUGAUGUUUGACCUACUAACGGGCGCACCACCUUUCACAGGAAACAACCAUAAGACCAUCAUUGAUCGGAUACUCAAACAGAAACCCAAAUACCCAUUCUAUCUAACCUCGGACUCGAAAGAUCUGCUUGCCAAGCUUUUGAACAAAAACUCGUCCAAGCGGCUCGACGUGGACUCCGACUGGACCAAGUUCUCGAAACACCGGGUGUUCCGAUACUACGACUGGAAAGACUUGGAAAACCGCGCGGUUGCUGCGCCGAUCAUCCCCACCAUCACCGACCCAGAAAUGGCUGAGAACUUCGACGACAAGUUCACCAGCCAGAGGUUCACAGCAUGCGAGACCAAACCCAUCGACAUUGUCCAAAGCCCGCAGGCGGAGCCGGACCAUUUCAAGGGGUUCUCCUUCACUGCAAGCGAUACCGUGUUGCAGCCGUACCUGGCCCCCAGUCUAUAA
This is a messenger RNA of Ogataea philodendri, 1146 nucleotides long. RefSeq lists its product as uncharacterized. The transcript has a single exon. Gene Ontology annotation, molecular function: protein serine/threonine kinase activity; ATP binding. Bases 1 to 1146 code for a protein of 381 amino acids. The record is from RefSeq and is a predicted model, not a curated record. Gene Ontology annotation, biological process: protein phosphorylation. Lineage: Eukaryota; Fungi; Ascomycota; Pichiomycetes; Pichiales; Pichiaceae.